This is a messenger RNA of Polychytrium aggregatum, 1387 nucleotides long. RefSeq lists its product as uncharacterized. The record is from RefSeq and is a predicted model, not a curated record. Gene Ontology annotation, biological process: mRNA cis splicing, via spliceosome. Gene Ontology annotation, molecular function: RNA binding. The transcript has 9 exons. Bases 100 to 1281 code for a protein of 393 amino acids. Lineage: Eukaryota; Fungi; Chytridiomycota; Chytridiomycetes; Polychytriales. Gene Ontology annotation, cellular component: precatalytic spliceosome.
GGUCGCUCAUCACGGCUUCCACCGCCCAUCGCUCCUGCCACCCAUCGUCCAUCGUCCAUCGUCCAUCGCCCUGCACCGUCUCUCCCGCUCACUCCCACAAUGUCGCUCUAUGGCGAUCUGCCUCCGCCAACCGGCGGCCCCUCGGCCUCGUCGGGCUCGUCCGCCGGGCUCUACGAUGCCUUCACGCCCGCAAAGUCUGCAUCAUCUUCGUCGACAGCAGCCGACGACAAGAAAAAGAGCGCAAUGCCAGGCUGGCUCGCCCUCGAUCGUUCGCUGCAGCCAACUCUCAACAAAAAGGCCGGCCUUCCCAAGCCCAAGGUCCCUGUCUUUCGACCCACCAUCUCGGCCGCUGCUCAAGCAGCGUCGCUUGCCGGCGAGCCCAAAUCGCAGCCGCUGUCCAACUCGACAACAGCGGCCAAACCCGUCGUCGGCGACUGGCACUCCAAGAAAAAAGCUCAGGGCAAGCGACCUGCACCAAUGUCCCUGGACGACGAAUACGAUCCGAGCCGGCCAAACGAGUACGACGCAUUUAAGCAGCAACUCAAGCAGCGGAAGGAGGAAGAGAAAUUCAAAAAGUUCCAGGAGGAUCAGCGAAGGAACAGUCGCCGAUCACCGAGUCCCGACAGAACGUUUCCGUAUUCAGCUCGAGCCGAGCCUCUGCGGGAUAUCCCCCCUCGGCCGAUGCCCACAGUCCCGACACCUGUGGCGACAUCAGCAGCCACGCGUCCGAUGGACAUGGAUCUCUCGGGCGAGGAUGCCUAUCUGCGCCGAAUGAGGAUGAGCAACUCGGCCCCGACAGAGCCGGUCUCGCUGGCAAGGCCCGAGUCAAUUCGCACCGCGGCCCCACCUGAGCAAAACGACGUGGACACCAGCGGAAGAUCCCUGGGUGUGUUUGAGUCAGCACUGGCCUCUUCAACUGCACAAGUGAUGGGCGCACCGCAGAUUCCCCAGCAAGAGCCAGAAGGAGCUGCCGGGCCAACUACAGUGCUGCUGCUCACCAACAUGGUCGGUCCUGGAGAAGUCGAUGACACGCUGCAGGAUGAAACAGCAGAAGAGUGUUCCAAGUACGGCCAAGUGGAGCGCUGUCUGAUCUUUGAGGUUCCUGAUAAGCAAGUUCCCGAUGACAAGGCUGUGCGUAUCUUUGUCAAGUUCAAGCAAGUCGCAUCUGCUGUCCAGGCGCUCAAUAAUCUGAACGGGCGAUACUUUGGAGGCCGCACAGUCAAAGCCAUAUUCUUUGAUCCGGCUCGAUUCGACCGAUACGACCUCGCCCCACAGCUUUGAGGACAGCCCGCAGUCGAAUCGCUCUGGAGACUGGCGUGCUGACUCCCAGAGUGACGAAAGAGCCCUUUCACGAGCAUUACACUUCCACCAAACGGCUGUUGUCUCC